Agelaius phoeniceus (red-winged blackbird) is the source of this 978-nucleotide messenger RNA. Its product is annotated as glutathione S-transferase. Lineage: Eukaryota; Metazoa; Chordata; Aves; Passeriformes; Icteridae. Gene Ontology annotation, molecular function: glutathione transferase activity. The record is from RefSeq and is a predicted model, not a curated record. Gene Ontology annotation, biological process: glutathione metabolic process; xenobiotic metabolic process.
UGUGUCAGUGCUGUGCUGGCGCUGUGUCGGUGCCGUGCCGGGGCUGUGGCGGCGGAGCGGCUCGGGCACACGGAAACAAGAACUCUGAAAUCAUGGCGGGGAAACCCAAGCUGCACUACACCAAGGGAAGGGGGAAGAUGGAGUCAAUCCGAUGGCUGUUAGCAGCAGCUGGGGUUGAGUUUGAGGAACAAUUCAUAGAGACAAAAGAAGACUUAGAAAAAUUGCGCAAUGAUGGAGUCCUGCUGUUUCAGCAGGUGCCCAUGGUGGAGAUGGAUGGGAUGAAGAUGGUGCAGACCAGAGCCAUCCUCAGCUACAUUGCAGCAAAGUACAACCUCUAUGGGAAGGACCUGAAGGAGAGAGCCUGGAUUGAUAUGUACGUGGAGGGAACUACAGACCUAAUGGGAAUGAUCAUGUAUCUCCCUUUUCAACCAGCUGAUACAAAAGAAAAGAAUCUUGCCUUAAUCAUUGAACGAGCUACAACCAGGUACUUCCCUGUUUAUGAAAAGGCCUUAAAAGAUCAUGGACAGGAUUAUCUUGUUGGCAACAAAUUAAGCUGGGCAGAUGUCCAUCUGCUGGAAGCCAUUUUAAUGGUAGAAGAAUGUAAGCCUGAUGUACUGUCUGCAUUCCCUCUGCUGCAGGCUUUUAAAGGAAGAAUCAGCAACAUUCCAACAAUCAAAAAAUUCUUACAGCCUGGCAGCCAGCGGAAGCCACCAACAGAUGAGAAGUUUGUUGCUGUUGUGAGGAAAAUAUUCAAUAUCUAAUCUGAUGAAAAUAACCCAACUGUAGUAUAUUACCAGAGCUUGCUUUGUAAGAGUAAAUUGCAUAGAUGUGCUCUGUAACCUGCAUCAUAUGGCCAGUGUUGAAAUAAUACACUGUGAAUACACUUUUAAAUUAGAGUAAAAGGCUGAUUAGGAUCUGUUGAGUCUAGAAAGAAGAAUUUAAUGAAGCAGUUAUAUGAAAUAAAAUAUGCUGACACUU